GGAGCAGUGCGGCGGCGCGGGCGGCCGUCGGGGCUGGGCGGCGGCGGCGGCAGCUAAGAGGGCCCGGCUUGUGGGAGCCAAGGUGGGAGCCGGCCUCGGCGCGCGGCCACCAUGUCCGCGCCGUCGGAGGAGGAGGAGUACGCACAUCUCGUGAUGGAGGCACAGCCCGAGUGGCUGCGUGCCGAGGUGAAGCGGCUGUCCCACGAACUGGCCGAGACCACGCGUGAGAAGAUCCAGGCGGCCGAGUAUGGGCUGGCAGUGCUCGAGGAGAAGCACCAGCUCAAGCUGCAGUUCGAGGAGCUCGAGGUGGACUAUGAGGCCAUCCGCAGCGAGAUGGAGCAGCUCAAAGAAGCAUUUGGCCAGGCACACACAAACCACAAGAAGGUGGCUGCUGACGGGGAGAGCCGGGAGGAGAGCCUGAUCCAGGAGUCGGCGUCCAAGGAGCAGUACUACGUGCGGAAGGUGCUAGAGCUGCAGACAGAGCUGAAGCAGCUGCGCAAUGUUCUCACCAACACUCAGUCUGAGAAUGAGCGCCUCACGUCCGUGGCCCAGGAGCUAAAAGAGAUCAACCAGAAUGUGGAGAUCCAGCGUGGCCGCCUGCGGGAUGACAUCAAGGAGUACAAGUUCCGGGAAGCCCGUCUACUUCAGGACUACUCAGAGCUGGAGGAGGAGAACAUCAGCCUGCAGAAACAAGUGUCUGUGCUCAGGCAGAACCAGGUGGAAUUUGAGGGCCUCAAGCAUGAAAUCAAGCGCCUGGAGGAGGAGACCGAGUACCUCAACAGCCAACUGGAGGAUGCCAUCCGGCUUAAGGAGAUCUCUGAACGGCAGUUGGAGGAGGCUCUGGAGACACUCAAGACAGAACGGGAGCAGAAGAACAACCUGCGCAAGGAGCUGUCGCACUACAUGAGCAUCAAUGACUCCUUCUACACCAGCCACCUGCAGGUCUCCUUAGAUGGCCUCAAGUUCAGUGAUGAUGCCGUCACCGCUGAGCCCAACAACGAUGCUGAAGCCCUGGUCAAUGGCUUUGAGCAUAGCGGUUUGGUCAAAUCCUCGCUGGACAACAAGACAUCCACACCUAGGAAGGACGGCCUGGCUCCACCCUCUCCAAGCCUCGUUUCUGACCUGCUCAGUGAGCUCCACAUAUCUGAGAUCCAGAAGCUGAAGCAGCAGCUGGUGCAGAUGGAGCGGGAGAAGGUGGGCCUACUGGCAACACUGCAGGACACACAGAAGCAGCUGGAGCAGGCUCGGGGGGCCCUCUCUGAGCAACAUGAGAAGGUGAAUCGUCUCACGGAGAACCUUAGUGCCCUGCGGCGCCUGCAGGCUGGCAAGGAGCGACAGACUUCCCUGGAUGAUGAGAAGGACCGCGACAGCCGUGAAGACGGCGACUACUAUGAAGUGGACAUCAAUGGGCCUGAGAUCCUGGCCUGCAAGUACCACGUGGCUGUGGCUGAGGCUGGUGAACUCCGGGAGCAGCUCAAGGCAUUGCGCAGUACACACGAAGCUCGCGAGGCCCAACAUGCUGAAGAGAAGGGCCGCUACGAGGCUGAGGGCCAGGCACUCACAGAGAAGGUCUCUCUGCUAGAAAAGGCUAACCACCAGGACCGAGAGCUACUGGCCCAUCUGGAGAAGGAGCUGAAGAAGGUGAGCGAUGUGGCUGGUGAGACCCAGGGCAGCCUGAAUGUGGCUCAGGAUGAGCUGGUAACCUUCAGUGAGGAGCUGGCCAACCUCUACCACCAUGUGUGUAUGUGCAACAAUGAAACGCCGAACCGUGUCAUGCUGGAUUACUACCGCGAGGGCCAGGGCAAAGCUGGCCGUACCAGCCCUGAGGGCCGCGGGCGUCGUUCACCUGUCCUUCUGCCCAAGGGGCUGUUGGCCACAGAGGUGGGCCGAGUGGAUGGGACUGGAGACAGCAGCCCCUCACCCAGCUCUUCACUGCCAUCACCAUUGAGUGACCCCCGCCGGGAACCUAUGAACAUCUACAACCUGAUUGCCAUCAUCCGAGACCAGAUCAAGCACCUACAGGCAGCAGUAGACCGUACAACCGAGUUGUCCCGGCAGCGAAUUGCCUCACAGGAACUAGGCCCUGCCGUGGACAAGGACAAGGAGGCCCUCAUGGAGGAGAUCCUCAAGCUGAAGUCACUGCUGAGUACCAAACGGGAGCAGAUCACCACCCUUCGCACGGUGCUCAAGGCCAACAAGCAGACAGCUGAGGUGGCCCUCGCCAACCUGAAGAGCAAGUAUGAGAAUGAGAAGGCCAUGGUGACCGAGACCAUGAUGAAGCUGCGGAAUGAGCUCAAGGCCCUCAAGGAAGAUGCAGCCACCUUCUCCUCCCUGCGUGCCAUGUUUGCCACCAGAUGUGAUGAGUACAUCACACAGCUGGAUGAGAUGCAGCGGCAGCUGGCGGCUGCAGAAGAUGAGAAGAAGACCCUGAACUCUCUGCUGCGCAUGGCCAUCCAGCAGAAACUGGCACUCACCCAGCGGCUGGAGCUGCUGGAGCUGGACCACGAGCAGACCCGCAGGGGCCGCAGCAAGGCCACCCCCAAGGCCAAGCCAGCCACCCCGAGCGUAAGUCACACCUGUGCCUGUGCCAGCGAGAGGGCGGAGGGCGCCGGGCUGGCCAACCAGGUGUUCUGCAGCGAGAAGCACAGCAUUUACUGCGACUAGGGCUGUGGGGCGCUGCACGCCGCUAACGUCUGCUUCACCUCAACUAACCCAGUUGCAGUGGGACAGCAGUGCUAGGCCAGUCUUAACGUGACUAACGCACGAAGGGCAGCACUGGGACACAUCUGUCCCCAGGACACUGAGCUUUGUGUUGCUUCUCGCCCACAGCCCCCUCGAGGGUAUCCUGUAUCAGUUGCUGUCUUUUGGGGUGGUGGUAUCAAAGGUCUCCCCAGGCACCAUUAGGAGAACCCGAGGUAGAGUCCUUCCCUGGGCACAUGGGCAGAACCUGAGCUGAAACUUGCAUGGUCCUCACAUGUGUCCAACAUCAGCGCUUGAAAGCAGUUGUAUGAGACUCGAGCCUCUGUCGUAGGAGCAGCCCAGGUCAGCUCUCUGCGGCUGGCGUGGUCUCAUGGAAAGGUUCCCUGUAUUUUCUGCAGCAUCUCACUGCGAACAUUCAGGACAGAAGUGCAGAACUUCCUCCAGUCCCAGGGGGAACUGACCCCAGAGGCUGCAUGAGACCCCCACACUUCAGACACAAAUAACCAUCGCCCAGAAGGACAGAGCUUGGCUGCUUAGGGUCUCAUCUCUGAGAUCCAUCCGCAUGCUGUUCUGCCCUGUGAGGUGACAAAUUGGCAGGGCCUGAGGUCCUAGGUUUCCUUUUUUUUAAUGAAAAAGUGUUCCAAGUGCCUGGCCAGACCCUGGUCCUUGGUGCAGCCUGUUCUUUGGUACCUAGAGACCCAGAGCCCAUGCUCGGGUCUUUUCCUGGAAGUUGUCAGACCCAAAGAAGCAGUGUUUGGAGAAGUGCUAGUGAGCUCUGCCCGGUUGCACUGGUGCAGCAGAGCCCAGCUGUGCGCUGGAAGGACGUCCUGUGGGCCCGGAGCUGUGCUCAGGCCCGGCUGGUAAGAGUCAUGUGGUUCUCAGUGCAAUUUGGGGCCCCUUUUCCAGAGGCUCAGUGCAGAGCUGUGGCAUCAAGCGUUUGCUUUAGUGUGCUGUGAAGUAGGACUCUGCUCAGUAUUUCUCUCCCAGACUUCCAUCUCCUGUGACAGCCGCUUGCCUGUCACCCUGUGGACAGGUAUCUUUCACAGUUUGGGACACAGCAUUUCAUUUGUGGAACACAACGUUGGUCCCCAGCAUGGGACCCUGUGGUCUCUCAAACAGCUUUCUCUUCCUUCCCUCUGUGUGGUGCCUAGGUUGUUGCAGUCUCUCUCAGAUUCUAGGCACCACACAGUCGUGCACUGAGGGUAGACUAGGCCACAUGUGUCCCUUGCAUGUCCGUCCUGGGAAUGGCUGCCCGCAUGCCCACCCACCUUCUGCCUUUCCUUUUCUUUGGGCCAGGACACAGCUUCCCUUCCAUCGUCUGGGGCUUUGCGGGCACUUGGAGUCCCAUCCCCUAACACACACGCAGGCCUCCUCUGCCAACUAAUUUGCUCGCUCACUCCCAGAACAGGAGCUUUAGCGUUAAGUGGUAUGGAAGUGGCACGUGACUGAUUUCUAAUGCUGUCUUAUUUUCUCCUGUUUUCAGCUAUAGAGUAGCUGCUGGGAGGAUGUGGCCACCGGCCUGUCACACUGCAGCCCCCUCCCCUCUCCCCUCCCAUGGCCUAUGCAGAGGAAGGAAGGGCAGCCUAAAGUCCACUUAGAGAUGUUUGGAUAUGCUACUGUAAUUCUUUUCAAAUAGCAUUCCCCAAGUUUUUAAUGGGAGUUUUAAGGAGAAAAAAAAGCUUUACUAUUGAGAAUGCUGUGAGCUGCUUGGAAAGGCCUGUGUACGGCCGAAGAACCUGCUUCCACCACCACGGUCAGGCUCUCUAGGGGCCUGCUGGACAGCCUGCCAUGGGGGGCUCCUUAUUACACAUGCUCCUUUUUUAUCCGAUCAACCUGUGCACUUUUGAUAUUUUGAUAUUAUAUUUGCUUCCUUAAUUCCUUGCGUAGAGAUGGUCUCCGGUGCCGUGGUCUCUGCUCGUGGUCCUGUAGCUGUCCGUCCUAGCUCAGGCGUGUUGAUCUGGUGUCGGCACGAGGCAGAGCUGUGCUCCAUAGUUAGUAGCUGGACUGCAGGUGAGGCUUCGACCCGGCAAGGAGCUGGCUAGUGUAUCCACGCUGUGGUUCAACAGCCUGUAGAGGACACGGCAUUGUGGUUCAUGUUUGAAGUUACAGAUUUUAAAUGCCAUGUUCAUUAAUAAAUCCAGGGUAUUCCAAUUCUGGGGUUUUUCAUAUUGUAUUAUUAUUAUUCUUAGGAAUAGUUCAAUGUAACAAGAAGAAAACUUGACCUUUGCUCUGGUUAAAACAGUAAUAGGCACUUGAAAGCAUAAAUUAUUGAAUGAGUAGUAUUACCUACAAAUUCCAGAAUUUUCUGGGUUUUAGGACAUUGUGAAGCAUGACUGACUAACAGAAUUUUAUACAACUGCACCAGUGAAAUUCCAAAUUGGAAUUGUUUUGUUAUUCUGGUUGUUGUGCCAAAUUGUGGUACACUUAGAAAAUUCUACAGUUGUCGAUUUUUAGGGUGUUCUAUUUCAACACCUUUUUGUUAGUAACCAUUGCCAGUAGUGCCUUCAUCAGUUACGGGAGGUGUCCCAGCCAAGGAAGUUCUCUACAAUGGGCAGCGGAGAGCUAGUUGGGAAUGCUGAAGGCCAGUGUGGACCAACAGGUAGGAGGGGGUAUCUGGCUCACUUCACCUGGGCAUCUGCAUUGAGGGAGAGAGAACAGUGAUUGUGCAAAAUUCUGUUAGUCAGUAAUUCUUCACAUGCAAAUUCAGGGGCUUAGAAACAGAACAAACAGCAAACCUGGAGUGUGCUUUGGGAACCAAAUGGACUUCAUGGGACAAGCUGAGCAAGCUGUGCAAACAUCACGUUUGUGAAGGGCUGAGGGCGUCAGGAGAGCCGGCGCAGUCGGCCUGCGAGUAGGGAAGAGGGCUAGCCAUAGUGUUCUUUGCAAAUGUGAAAACAAGACAUUCUAUCUUCUCUUGCUUGGUGUAACUAAUCACUGUUAAUUUCAGGAAACAGAAGUCACUAAACUCCUUAGCAAGCUGCUUGCUAAGUGAGAUUCAGGGUGUGGUCAAAUUGGUACUAGUGGAGGAAGAGAAAUUGUCCUCUGGCCUCCAAAAAAGGGACAAAUUAUAAUAAUAUAAAUUGUUAGGAAUUGAAGAAUUCUGUUUCCUGGAAUGAGCAUUUCUUAUUCCUAGUUGUUGGGACUCUUUGCCUUCUGUUACAGUGUUGAUUCAUACAAAUAUUGUUACAUUUGAGAUAACAUCAUCUGUAUGGGGUAUUUAUUUGCAAUGAUGUCUAAGUACUGUAUUUUUUCUGUGUGUUACCUUAGUGUCAGAAUGUUGGUCUUUAUUUUAAAAGUCAUAUGCAUGUUCUCCUGCCAAGGAACCUUUACACAGACCCAAAGCAAAUAAUAAUAAGCAGAUGCCUUCAGUUUCUGAGAAAAUGAGGCUAAGUGAGGAAAAGGCAUAGGAGGGAGAAACUAGCAGUUGUGUGGCGGAAACGUCUCCACAGCCAGCGCACAUAGGAAAAGUGGGCCUGGGUAAAGAGUCACAUUGGUAGGACCAAUAAAGAAUAAUAAUAAUAAAAAAAAUGAAGCACA
Molecule: messenger RNA, 6237 nt
Organism: Arvicola amphibius (Eurasian water vole)
Lineage: Eukaryota; Metazoa; Chordata; Mammalia; Rodentia; Cricetidae
Gene: Bicd2
Product: BICD cargo adaptor 2
Exons: 7
Coding region: 112-2664 (850 amino acids)
Biological process (GO): regulation of microtubule cytoskeleton organization; microtubule anchoring at microtubule organizing center; protein localization to organelle
Cellular component (GO): cytosol; Golgi apparatus
Molecular function (GO): cytoskeletal adaptor activity; dynactin binding; dynein complex binding
Source: RefSeq, a predicted model, not a curated record